Molecule: messenger RNA, 2537 nt
Organism: Labrus mixtus (cuckoo wrasse)
Lineage: Eukaryota; Metazoa; Chordata; Actinopteri; Labriformes; Labridae
Product: tripartite motif-containing protein 16-like
Exons: 1
Coding region: 173-1855 (560 amino acids)
Molecular function (GO): protein binding; zinc ion binding
Source: RefSeq, a predicted model, not a curated record
CCUUGUUCCCUCCCCUUCAGAUCAAAAGGUGGAAGGGUGUGUGUAACCACCAAGAGGUGACAGUCAUUCCAUGACACACAUGUUGUGUAGAGCACAGUUCAAACCAGAUUUAAUCAUAAGGAAGUGAAACUCAGAGGAGUCGUUGUCAGACUCACUGUCGCUGGGAGGUGAAAUGGCGCAGAAAGGGGUUCAACUGGACCGGGAGACCUUCUCCUGUUCGAUCUGUCUGGAUCUCCUGAAGGAUCCGGUGACUAUUCCCUGUGGACACAACUACAGCAUGAACUGUAUUAAAAGCCACUGGGACAAAGAGGAUGGGAAGAAAAUCUACAGCUGCCCUCAGUGUAGGCAGACCUUCACACCGAGGCCUGUCCUGGUGAAAAACACCAUGUUAGCAGUUUUAGUGGAGGAGCUGAAGAAGACUGGACUCCAAGCUGCUCCGGCUGAUCACUGCUAUGCCGGACCUGAAGAUGUGGCCUGUGAUGUCUGCACCGGAAGGAAACUGAAAGCCUGCAGGUCCUGUCUGGUCUGUCUGGCUUCUUACUGUGAGAAACACCUUCAACUUCACUCUGAACUGGAUCCAUUCAAGAAGCACAAGCUGGUGGAGCCUUCUAAAAAGCUCCAGGAGAACGUCUGCUCUCGUCACGAUGAGGUGAUGAAGAUGUUCUGCCGCACAGAUCAGAAGUCUAUCUGUUAUCUGUGCUCCAUCGACGCGCACAAAGGUCAUGACACAGUCUCAGCUGCAGCAGAGAGGACCAAGAGGCAGAAAGAGCUGGAGGUGAGCCGACAAAACCUCCGGCAGAGAAUCCAGGACAGAGAGAAAGACGUGAAGCUGCUCCAACAGGAGGUGGAGGCUGUCGAUCGCUCCGCUGAUAACGCAGUGGAGCAAAGUGAGAAGAUGUUCGCUGAGCUGGUCCGGCUGAUGCAGAAGAGAAGCUCUGAGGUGACGCAGCAGGUCAGAUUCCAGCAGCAAACUGAAGUGAGUGGUUACAGAGCGCUUCAGGUGAAGCUGGAGCAGGAGAUCACUGAGCUGCAGAGGAAAGACGCGGCGCUGGAUAAACUCUCACACACAGAGGAUCACACCCAGUUUCUUCUCGACUAUCCCCCACGGUCACAACUCGGUGAGUCAACCGACUCGUCCGGCGUCAGUAUCGGCCCUCGGAGGGACUUUAGGGAUGUGAUAGCAGACGUUUCAGAACUCAGAGAUAAGCUCCAAGAAGUUCUGAGAGGGAAAGGGACGAACGUCGCUCAGACAGACGUGACUCAAGUGGACGUUUUGAUGUCGCAACCAGAGCUGAGGACCAGAGCUGAGUUCUUGAGAUAUUCACAUGACAUCACGAUGGAUCCAAACACAGCAAACGCGCGGCUGUUAUUGUCUGAGGGGAAUAGGAGAGCAACAUUAAGGACACACUGCCAGCCUUAUCCCGCUCACCCAGACAGAUUCACUGACUGUUGGCAGGUCCUCAGUCGACAGAGUCUGACUGGACGUUGUUACUGGGAGGUGAAGUGGAUCGGAGACGGAGUUUGUGUAGCGGUCGCAUACAAGGAUAUCUGCAGAGCAGGAAGCUGGAAUAAAUGUGGAUUUGGACAAAAUGACAAAUCUUGGGCGUUGGAUUGUUACAACAACAAUUCUAACUUUUGGCACAACAAAGACAAAUCCCCAGCGUCCAAUCCCCUGUCCUCCAGAGUAGGAGUGUACCUGGAUCACAGUGCAGGUGUUCUGUCUUUCUACAGCGUAACUAAAACCAUGACCCUCCUCCGAAGAGUUCAGACGACAUUCACUCAGCCUCUCUAUGCUGGACUUUGGAUAAAUAACUUCACCGCUGAAGACACUGCUGAGUUCUGUAAACUGAAGUAGACAGGAGGUACUUUAGGAACAGUGGGUUCACUUCUGUGUUUUAAUUCUGGAACUUGAUUUUUAUUCACGUGCGCUGCCGUCAAUCAAACCAUAUCAACGUCUUCUCAUCUGUUGUGUAAGUGUUUGAGUUUCUUUCAGUGACACUCCUUCCUGUGGCCUUUCACUGCUCAUGAGGAUUUUCAAUCACCUGAAAAUGCUGCUAAAAAUAGAAACUUCUCUCUGCCCUUUAAUAUGCAUUUUGAAUUUGAAUUGGUUUUUCAUGUGUGCUAUUUAGUUUUGGGGCUGCUUGGUGGUGCAGCGGUUAGCUCCGUCGCCUCACAAGAUACCUGCUUUUUUGUUUACGUCUUUAUUUUAGAGAUAGGAAAGUGUGUGGGGGAGAGGGAGAGAGAGAGGGGAACAGGAGAGGUUGGUUUUAAACCCCGGCCCCGCCCGCUUUUGAGGACAAGCACUAACCUCUAGGCCACCGGCGCCCCUAAACUCUCUCUCUAAUAUUUAUAUUAAUAAUGAAUGAGAAUUGUACUAUUGGGUGUUUAAAAAACGUAAUUAUCCAUCAAUAAUGAGACAUUUUCGUUUACAUAUCUGAGAUUCUGAUCGAACACACUGAUUGUGGGAUUGAAGAGAAUCAGACUUUACUGAUUGGAAGUGAAGUUUACAUCAUGAAUAAAAAAACAUUUGAAAAUGU